This is a messenger RNA of Osmerus eperlanus (European smelt), 2556 nucleotides long. RefSeq lists its product as uncharacterized. NCBI's taxonomy places the organism in Eukaryota, Metazoa, Chordata, Actinopteri, Osmeriformes, Osmeridae. The transcript has 13 exons. The record is from RefSeq and is a predicted model, not a curated record. Gene Ontology annotation, cellular component: cytoplasm. Gene Ontology annotation, molecular function: protein tyrosine phosphatase activity; protein tyrosine/serine/threonine phosphatase activity. Gene Ontology annotation, biological process: protein dephosphorylation; cilium assembly. Bases 328 to 2223 code for a protein of 631 amino acids.
UGGCUUGCUAGGUAAGCACAUAGAAGUGUCUCCCUCAGAUCUGUGGACCUGUUUUCCUCUCUGUAUGGAUAUUGUCUGACAUGGAUCAACUCUCUCUCCAAGAUAGUGCCUGAAAGCUAUUCAACCUCAAGAGUCUUCUCCGACAAACAGACUUGAUGUGUAAAAGAUGGUUGCGUGAGACUGCCACGAGGCCUCGCAGGAUUAAAAUCCGUCAACAGAUUAUUCAGACUCCUGUCGGCUGUUCCACUCUACCGCUGCAAACACGACACACAUAAAGCCAACAGGGCUCUCAGACAGAGCACGCUUUUAGGAACCACAACUCCCAGAAUGACCCUGCCUGUGCCGAUUCCACAGCCCUCAUAUUCCCAGGCCAGGGAGAACCUGGUGAAGGCUAUCCCACACAAGAUCAUCUGUCUGCUGGCCUGUGGAGGGCGGGACUGUCGCUAUGAAGGCCCAGCAUGCUGGAGGCCCAGUCAGCAGGUCAUCCAGGGCCUCUUCUCCUCCUGGGUAACUGAUGACAUUGUAGCCAUGACACGCCCUUCCACUCACCUUAUCAAUAAAUACAACAUAAUAGAGCAGUUCAAACGGUUAAACAUCAAGUCCAUCAUCAACAUGCAGCUUCCAGGGGAGCAUGCUUACUGCGGCCCUCCCCUGGAUCCUGGAAGUGGCUUCACCUACUCCCCACAGGCCUUCAUGGAGAAUGACAUUUUCUUUUUUAACUUUGGCAUGCCAGACUUCAGUGUGUCAUCUCUGGUUGGUAUGAUGGAUGGAGUGAAGGUGCUGGCGUUUGCUGUGAAAGAGGGAAAAGUAGCUGUUCACUGCCAUGCAGGCUUGGGAAGGACAGGAGUUCUGAUAGCCUGUUACCUGGUCUACACCCUGCGCAUUAGCCCCAGCGAAGCCGUCCAGUAUGUCCGGAUCAAACGGCCUCGCUCCAUCCAGACCCGUGCCCAGAUAAGCCUGGUGUUCGAAUUUGCCCGCCUGCUGGGCACCCAGCUGGCCCAGUACCCGGACCUCAGCCUGCGCCACGGGGCCCACUUCACCCUGCAGCUCCACCUGCACCGUCAGGCCCUCCUGCUGCAUGGCCAGGAGGCCCGCACCCUCAGACACUUACCCAAGGUGGUGUACCUGCUGUGUCUGCGGCUGUCCUGCCUGGCCCUUGGCCUCCCUGCCCAAGCUGAGGUGCAUGCCGAGCUGGACAGGAAGGCGGCGGUGCGGGCCCUGGGCUGGGCUGUGAGGGAGACCCUGGUGGCCAAGCAGUACCUGCCCCUGCUGAGGGAGGUCCAGCGGGCCUCUUGGCUGAGCUCUCGCCUCACCUCCGUGUCCUCCUGGGACGAGCCCCAGGGCUUCCUGGAGAGGAAGAGAGAGGUGCUGCUGAACAAACGCAGCUACAGCGACUCUGACCUCAGCAAGAUCACGGUCAGACAGGAUCUGGAGCUGGGCUCUUACUAUGAACCCCUGUCAGGGACUGGGAGAGUAUGGUAUGGACUAGAUCAGAUCAAACCAGAUCUGAAGCCUGUCAGCCCUGACCCAGCCACACCAUCUGUUGGUCACUGUGACAACACAGAGCACACACAAAAACUUCAUCCCCCAGCUGGUAGUGGGGAAAACAACAAUGACCAUGCCAAUAAGUCUAAGUGCACAGCCAAGAAGACAAUGGCUCUUCCUAAAUUCAGGUCCAACAUUGAGUUACGCAGGACUCAACGCAAGUCAGGACAGGCUUCAGUGGCUCGUGCUGUUGCCAAGGCAAUGGCGGACCAGAACACUCCAGGGGAGACGGUGUUGCAGAGGGCAGCUCUGAUACAGGAGGAGCUGAACACCAGUGAGGGUGGAUGGGCCCUACUGGUGACAGAGUCGGAUCCCCAAGUCCUCAGCUGUCUACUGUGGGCCUGGCUGGAGAAACUCAAGGAUCCUGUACUGAGUGCAGAGGACACUGGUUUGUUGUCCUCAGGAGCCCAAUGUACCAACCUCCAUGUGCUGCUUAAGCCCCAGCAGCACACCAUCUCCUGUCUUUUGGGGUGCGUGGGUCAGGUGACCAGUCUGUGUCCAUACAGAGAGGAUGCUGUGCUGCGACGCCUGAUGCGGGCACUUAUCAGGCGCCCUCAAGAGGAGUUGGAGAGCCAUACUGCCCUGAUGAAAAUCUUCAAGUGUAAUAUCAGAGAAACGCUCCAUAGCAAUAACUCUCUGACACAAGCUUGCAACAACACUCAUUAUCAAGCACAGUGAAUAAAUAAUUUUCAACACCUGCAUCAGGCAUGGUAAAUGCUUAAUUUGACUGGCCUGCUUUCAUUGUGCAUCGAAUUUUACAUUGGCAAAAAUGACAAGAGACUAGGCAUGGCUUAGAAAUCACGAUAAGAAUAUGCUUGGAAUUCAUAAUAAGGACACGCAUAAUAGAUGCACAAGCAAUAUUUUUAAAUAGGCAGAAGUGUGUUCAUUUGUAUUUUCUAUGAUAACUGAAAAGUCAGCUUUUUUCUUUGUAGCCUACCUCAGAAACAUGUCCAUAUGCCCUGAUGUUACAUGAUUCCGAAAUCUUUGUAUUAAAUACAUUUUUACCUUUAA